Messenger RNA from Galendromus occidentalis (western predatory mite), 499 nucleotides. RefSeq names its product male-enhanced antigen 1. The record is from RefSeq and is a predicted model, not a curated record. Gene Ontology annotation, biological process: spermatogenesis. NCBI's taxonomy places the organism in Eukaryota, Metazoa, Arthropoda, Arachnida, Mesostigmata, Phytoseiidae. The transcript is spliced from 3 exons. Bases 1 to 456 code for a protein of 151 amino acids.
AUGGUUCAGAAGUCUCAGUCAGAGGAAAAUAAAAGCGCCGACAACAACUCGUUGGAGAGACCUCGCACCGUCGACCAUGGGUCGACGGAUACAGACAGUGAGGCCGAAGGAAAUGAACGAGAUACCGACACCUCAGGUUAUACUCUCCUGCCCCAGAGCGUCGAAGCGUCGAGGUCAGAUUCCGAGGACGAUUUCCCUCAAAUCGGGGAUGGCGGUUACAUGACAGACUUGUCGCAGCCUCCGCACGAGUGGGUACCGACAGAGGCCGAGCUCAAACCCAGCUCGCAUCGAGAGCUCGCAUUGGAUGAAGAACAAAUCGCGAAAAUCAAAACCGCGAUGGCUGGGAUCAAGCUACCCUCUUCUUGUCAACCCCCUUGGGCAUCGGAGAUUCCUGAGGCGGAAUGGAACCGUCGACUGCAGCAGAUCCUGCACAAGAAACAAAAUGGAACAGAAUAAAUUGUGGCAGCUCUACCGGGCUCCGUGUCGACCGCUCCUCGAC